Messenger RNA from Osmerus eperlanus (European smelt), 2497 nucleotides. RefSeq names its product popeye domain containing 2 (gene popdc2). Gene Ontology annotation, cellular component: sarcolemma. Lineage: Eukaryota; Metazoa; Chordata; Actinopteri; Osmeriformes; Osmeridae. Gene Ontology annotation, molecular function: cAMP binding. The coding region runs from base 432 to 1559 and encodes 375 amino acids. Gene Ontology annotation, biological process: heart development; striated muscle cell differentiation; skeletal muscle tissue development. The transcript has 4 exons. The record is from RefSeq and is a predicted model, not a curated record.
CUGCCAACGGCCAGCUUUCCAGAGCAAGCGUAUGGGUGAGGAGGACAGACAGAAAAGCAAGUGACAGACACCUCUAAACAGUGGGAAAGAAGAGGUGAGGGUGGAGGAGUGAGGGAGAGCCACACAAUGUAAGAGGAAAGCCACUCCAGUCAUGUUUAUGGUGAAACAGCUGAAGCAAAAAAUCUGUCCGUCGGGAUUUUCAACUGCACUUACUGUAAGAGAACAACAGGGAACAACCUUUUAAAUUCAACCAUCUUAUUUUUUUGAUGCUUUUUCUUUUAACAAUUAAUCUCUUGAAUGCUUGAGAAUCGUUUGUAAGUUUGCGGACAAUUCUUUGCUCCACCACCAGAAUAUUUUGCUUCUAGUAGCUUUAUAGACUUCGGUCCACCUGUUUUGCCAGUCAGUGCAGUACUGUAGUUAGGGUAACCAACAUGAGUGCAGACAACUCCACCAUGCUGGAUUCUGUGAUCUACGGGCACCCCCUAUGUGAGGGCUGGACCAACAACACAGAGGGUGCCUUCUACCACCUGGGCAACACCAUCAUGUUCCUUGGGUACAUGGGGGGCAGUGGGGCAUACGGGGCACUGUUCAUAUUCGGCUUCCUCGUGCCCUCCUACGUGUGUCUGAGCUUGUGGGGCUGGUUUAGCAUGUGUGGCCUGGACGUGUUCAUCUGGAACCUGCUGCUGCUGCUGGCUUGCCUUGCCCAGAUAUGCCACCUCAUCUACCGGCUCCACCAGGAGGGCCUCCCCGGCCCCGAGCUCUCCACCCUCUUCUCUGCCGUAUACCUGCCCCUCGAUGUGCCCGUGCAGGUGUUCAAGGACAUCGCCAGUGCCUGUGAGAACAAAGUGCUAGCGCUGGAUGUGGAAGAGACCUAUGCGGUGGAGGGUAAAACCCCCAUCGACCAGCUGUCCUUUCUGCUCUCGGGGAGGAUCCGUGUGUCUUUGGAGGGUCAGUUUCUCCACUACAUUUUCCCUCACCAGUUCCUGGACUCUCCAGAGUGGGAGUCGCUCAGACCCAAUGAGGAAGGGAACUUUCAGGUGACCUUGACGGCAGAGACGGAGUGUCGCUACAUCUCGUGGCGGCGCCGUCGUCUCUACAUGCUGCUGUCCAAGGAGCGCUACAUCGCACGCAUCUUUUCUGUCAUGCUCGGCAGCGACAUCGCUGACAAGCUCUACUCCCUCAACGACAAGCUGUUUGCCAAAAGUGGCGUGCGCCUGGACAUCCGCCUGCCCAGCCUCUACCACGUCCUGGCCCCCUGCCCCCCGGGCAGCGAGGGUGAAGGCAGGGCCCCAGGGCCCCCGGGGGAGCAGCUGAGGGUGGAGGAGGAAGACCCCGCCCCUGCCUACCAGCAGUCGGCCCCCCCUCAGCCCCAGGAUGCCCAGGAAGGAGAGGACCAGACCCCCCCAGCCCAGCGCCAGGCCCCCCCGCGCCGCCAGCCCUGGACCUCAGACACAGAGCCGCCCUCUGGUGAGGACUCGACCAGCCUGGUCUUGGAGGACUUUGCUGAUAUGACGGGGUCCUUAAUGGAUUAUGGGAGUGAGAGGGAUUAUUUAAGAUAGGACGCUGGGUGCUGGAGCUAACACACUGGGCCGUUACUUAAGAUUCAUGUGAAAGCGCUACGAACCUUCCACCUCGAUACCAGAGAGGCAGGGCUCCGCUCGCCCCAACCAACACCCCCAAGCUGUGAGAAUGGUUCCUCCCGGAGUGCACAUGGAAACACUGUCUUGGUUUCAGUUACAUUCGGCCCACUCAUUGACUGAACACACACACCUUACACCCCCACAACCACCCCCAUCUUACUGAUGUCAUCCAUGCGAGACACUGACCAUGCGAGACACUGACCAGAGAAAGAGCGUUUUAUUAGUCAGGUCACUUAAGUGUUGUUUUUACUUCACUCACACAUGCAUCUACAAUUCAUCUGGAACACCAGUUGUUCAUUUAGUUUAUUUUGACAUGAACAGUUGGUAAAGGGAACAUGUAUCUUAUUGGUUUAUGCAAAGUGCUGUAAAAUCUGUGAAUUAUAUUCGCUUGCGGACAUACCUGGAAAUAUAAUUCACACAUUUGCAGCAUUUGGUCCAUGUGGAGUAGAUAUUUGUACCAGAUAAUGAACUGAGUUCACAGUAAACAGACAGUGGAACUGAAUACUGUGAAUCAACUGUGCUUUCGUUGUUUUGUUUUAAGGAUGUCCACAGACACAUCAUAGAAACAUAUUUUCAUGGGGCCAAUGCUUCUCGAUUAAACUCUGGGUCAAAAUGCUUUGAAAUCUCCCCCUGCUACAGUAUGAUGACUGUUGCCCCUCAUUCUUUAGAGAUGAAUACAUAUGUUAUAGGAUUAUUAUAAUUAGUGUAUUUCUUUCUGAUUUGUAUUGGAAUUUAGCAAUAUGCAGAUAUGCAGUUCUUUUUCUGUGGGAAAAUCCGCCAUAAACACUAAUGUCUAGAAAAAUGAGAGGUCCAUCUUUUAUACUGUUUGGUUGUAAAUAAAGAGCAUGGUAAAGUGA